Messenger RNA from Hypomesus transpacificus, 2438 nucleotides. RefSeq lists its product as uncharacterized. NCBI's taxonomy places the organism in Eukaryota, Metazoa, Chordata, Actinopteri, Osmeriformes, Osmeridae. The record is from RefSeq and is a predicted model, not a curated record. The transcript has 3 exons. The coding region runs from base 394 to 1803 and encodes 469 amino acids.
GACAACUGGAACGUGCUUUCUUAAUAGGCAGUUUAUCGUUAUGGUUAGGAAGAUAAUGUCUAACUCUUGACCUUUUUAUGUAAAAUGAUAUCCCUCGUGUUCUUUAAUCUAUGCAUUACCAACUAUUAAGAUAGCUGGUAAACGUUGCUUGCUAGCCGGAGUUGACCAAUUAGCAAAGUAUUUGCACGGCCGUUGUUUCCAAGUAGAGCAUUUAAAUAGCAUGCUGUAAGACAGCGAUUUUAAACACAUAAAUAAAAAGCAUGGUAGCUUUUGGUAGGUUAUUGCGGAAAGGUAUAACAAAUGCUAUCAAUAUUUAAUAUUGUGUUGCUAACGCGGUUAAAUUGUCUACGCUUUUCUUCAGCUUACAGUUAGACUGGAUUUAAAGGGGACAAGAUGCGGGGCAUGGAUACCCUGGAUAACUUUGAGAUAUACAUUCCCAGAGAGGCAAAGGUAAUGACCGUCCCUAUGGGGUCCCUCCGAGUCUCCGUCCAGCAACGGAUGGGUGUGCAACGUUCUCGCAGCGGCCAUAGAAGCUCCAACCCCUCUGUCAUUUGGAUCUCUCCAGUGGUCAUCAGAGAGCGAGUACGUUCACUGAACAUGCUCGACACAUCUGACAUGGCCAAGAACAACAUGGCCUCGUUGGUGACCCAGGAGCUGAAGACCAUCUCUGGUCCUUACCACAUGGCCUUUGUCUCCUCCAACUGUCUUGCCUUAAGGAUCCUGGGAGAGUUUUUGCCAGUGCAAGUCAGUGGAAAUGAGAAGUGGCGGAUCCCUGCUCAGACUAGCCCUCUCCCCCAUGGCACUGCCACUAGAUGCCCCAAAGAUGCCAUCAUUAUCCACCACAGGAGGAUCUUUCUGUCACUCAAGAAACCUGAUCGAAUCACAGGCCCAAGGGGGAACUUUGUGACACCUGCUCUGCCCUUUAAGCCAAAGAGAAAGUUGGUUCUUGAAUCGCCUGCUGUUUCAUCAAAGCAAAUGUAUCAUCCUGUGUCUCCUGACGCUACUUGUUAUAAUACCUGGAGAGAGAGGGCAUUUCUUCAGAGGUUUGGUGUGACGCGCUUCAUUCAGGUGACUUUGUCCAGACUCCCCUCCCAGUACCCAACGCUUCCGCGGCCCACAUCACAGCAGGAGCCUAAGGGAGAGGCCCUCUACACACUCCAUAAUACAAAUGAACAAGAUGCAUCAAAUAGUAACGGGUCAUCAAAGAAGACACACAACACAAAUCUGAAACAAGAAGUGGAGGUUCUGAAUGUGGUGAAAAAUGACCCUGUGAACCAGGGGUAUGAACAAUCUCCCUCUAAAAUAUUCUGCCCUAACCCUCUAUCAAACAAAUAUAUUGAAGAGGUUGGUGGUUGCACUGGUAUUAAGUGUUCUACUCCUAAAAAGAAUGGCGAGGAGGAAGAUGGAACAGAAAAUGGCUGUGACGUUAAAGGCGAGGAGGAGAUUGAAGCUAGAAGUGGAAUGGAGGCCCAUGUUACAGAUUUCAACACGGUUGUCAUCAAAGGGGAAGACCCAACUUCUGACACCGAUGAAGAGUCGAGUGACAGCCCAAACGUCCAAAGGGAAUCCCAAAGCAACGACAGCGGCAUGCACUUAGAGAUGGACGAUACUGAAGAUGGGACUGUGGGAGGCGGUGGUCAAAUUUGGGGAGUGGAACAUCCGCUAGUGCCGGCUUUCUCAACCCCCGAGCAACAUUAUGGCUUCGACUUUGAUCAGUUGGCCCGCGAAGAAGCGAUCGACCGCAUCAGAGCCAAGCUAAGGGAGAGUGAGGCUGCCCUCUGUAGUUUUCGCUCUCUAAGAUGACUGUUUGUUGUCAUAGAAACGCUAAUACACUCUUCACAGUACACCUGGUAGACCGAUGUGUCUUGGACAAUCAGUUUAUCUAGAUUACAUUGAUAAAGGGGAUCUUAAAAGCACAAUUUAGUUUGUUGUCAUCACACGAGUUUAAUAUUAGUAUUUGGUGGUUUAGAUGGGUAGAUUCUUUGUUUCCCUAUCCAUUCAAGUCUUUCAUUGUUAGUAUUGAAGCCUUAAAAUCCCUCUUUUGGUAAAGACAAGUGAAUAACUAUUAAUCAUGGGAAAGGACAGACAGGCUCACUUAACUGCAAGUUUACAUUUUAAGUUCUAUGAAUUUUCAGAUGAAUUUUCAAUCAAACACUUAUGUUAGAAUGUAAUGUACUUCAACAUUUAAGUUAUGAAAUGCCACAGUAUAACCCAGAACAUUACAGUUGAGUUAUUCACCUAACAUUGAAUGUAUUGUAAAGGAUCGAAACCUUCUACAAUCACCGAUAAUUGGUUCACUAAAGUUCCAAGUCUAAUGGUCGCUCUGAAAUACAAUAGUUUUGUUUAUUUAUUUUUCUUUGUGUGUUUCUAAUGCGACUGACCUUGUUCAAUAAAGGGAGAAAUGUCUGUACAAAGGCAUUGUUUUGUUCUUGUUUAUC